UGUUCCCUUUUAUCUCGGAUCUUGAAAUCAUCCGUUCCAUUAGCGAUUGACCAUCUCUCUCGAGCUCCGAGAGAGGCAAAUCAAACCGUUGAUUCACAAAUCAAGAGUGAGUGAUCCCCUUCACCAAAGCCAUCCAGAUUGGAUGAGGUCGCCUUCACCAAAACCUCGCCUGCAGCUCCGAACCAAACCACCUCACUCACGCCGCACGCAACGGCACCGAAUCGCAAGCCAUGGACGGGGCGUCGUCCCCGCCGUCGCGCCGCCGGUGGAGCUGGGGCUCGGCGCUCACUGGCGCGGCCACGACGGCGGCGGCGGCGGCCGUUGUGCUGUGCAGGCCGCGGGACCCGAGCUUCGAGCUCAUCUCCAUCAGCCUGUCCACCUUCCACUUCCGGCUGCCGGCGGCGCUGGACAUCGGGCUCACCCUCACCGUGCACGCCACCAACCCCAACGUCGUGCCCGUGCGAUACGGCGCCUCCACCGUCUCCAUCCUCUACGGCGGCGCGCACCUCGGCACGGCCCGCCUCGACGCCGGCGAGCAGCCGGCCACCUCCUGCCGCCUGCUCCACCUCCCCGCCCGCCUCGACGGCGUCGAGCUCGCGAGCCACGCGCGCUCCGUCCUCGCAGACGCCACGCGCCGCCACAUGGAGCUGGAUGCGGCAGUCGAGAUCGCCGGCGAAGCGGCCGUGCUCCUCUGGUCCCGCCGCUUCUCCGUCCGCAUCGACAGCCACAUCGUCGUCGACCCCGUCUUCCUGGAGGUCAUCGAACAGGACAACCGCUCGGAGAUGCAGCUCUACCUCACCUGAAUUUGAGUGUCGCGAGCGGCGAGCGAGGGAUGAGCGACGGCCUGGGCUCUUUGCUCGAUUCGUAAGGGUGGUUCUCGCGGAACUCGUUCAUCAGGGACUCCAUGGGCAUCGCCCGCAGCGACUCGAUGGCGCCUUUGCUCGGAACCUCAGGCUCAGACCUUGCCGGGGUUUCACCGGUGGGCUCGUAAUCCUGCAAGAACACCAAUUGUUGGGAAGUUCAGACAAGAGAGAUGGGAAUUGUCAAUGAUGUUUCGCUUGAUUUCCAUCUAACCUUGUAACUGCUUUGGAAAGCCUUGUCAGCGUGCGUGUUGAUGCCGGCAGCCUGGCCGGAAUGGUUCUCUUGCAGCUGCUGCAGCUCAGCAAAGUGAGCCUCAACCGUUGACACCACCAUUGAACUCGAAUUACGUGCCUCAUCCAGUAGAUCUGCACCAAGUUUGACAUGUUACGAGGUCUAGAUCAGGGAAGGAACUCUAUGAUUGUGAGUAAGAUAAACAGAUUGAGUGCCAAGAAAGUACUGUCGAUGUCCUGGGUUAUGUCCUUGCUGCUAAUGGAUGCAUGUUCUUCA
This is a messenger RNA of Phragmites australis (common reed), 1368 nucleotides long. RefSeq lists its product as uncharacterized. The record is from RefSeq and is a predicted model, not a curated record. Gene Ontology annotation, biological process: response to desiccation. Bases 231 to 803 code for a protein of 190 amino acids. The transcript has 2 exons. Gene Ontology annotation, cellular component: plasma membrane. Lineage: Eukaryota; Viridiplantae; Streptophyta; Magnoliopsida; Poales; Poaceae.